UCGGCCCUGCGUGUGUUCCCGGUUUGCUGUGUGGUAUUGCCACACCCAUUCAUCUGACGCUGACCUAUCGCAACUUCAUCCGUUGUCUCCAGCAUUAGCCGCGAAUUUCAAACUGAAAGGAUAGCUGUGGAAAUGUCAGACCCGCAACCUCCUUCACCCGGACGUCGGAGAUCAUCCAGGCUCCAGCCGGGAACUGCAGCCAAUGGCCGGGGAAACAGACAGGUGGAACUGGAGAAAGUUUUGGGAAUUACAGUAUCCAGCAACAGCAGUAUUACAUGUGACCCUAUUUCUGGACUUAUUGCCUAUCCUGCUGGAUGUGUCAUUAUACUUUUAUGUCCCAGAAAAAACAAGCAAACACACAUUUUCAACACAUGCAGGAAACCUUUCAGUGCUUUGUCAUUUUCACCUAAUGGAAAGUUUAUUGUUACUGGUGAUAGUGGGCACAAUCCAGCUGUCCGAAUAUGGGAUGUGGCUGAGAAAGUCCUGGUAUCUGAAAUGCUGGGACACAAAUAUGGAGUGUCAUGUGUGUGCUUCUCUCCUGAUAUGAAAUAUGUUGUGUCUGUGGGCUAUCAGCAUGACAUGGUUAUCAAUGUGUGGGACUGGAAGGCGAACAUCAUUGUUGCCAAAAACAAAGUUUCUAGCAAAGUAUCUGCAGUGUCAAUUUCAGAGGACAACAGUUAUUUUGUUACUGUAGGAAGCCGGCAUGUCAAAUUCUGGUACAUGGAGACCACUAAAAAAAUCCAGGUUAAUGGAACAGUGCCUCUGGUUGGCAGGUCAGGAUUAUUAGGAGACCUUCACGAUAAUGUUUUCUGUGGAGUAGCUUGUGGAAAAGGCAAAAACUCUAGGAGUACUUUUUGCAUUGCAUAUUCUGGAGUUCUUUGCCAGUUUACGGACAAGAGAGUGUUGGAAAAAUGGAUUAAGUUAAAGGUAUCUUCGUCAUAUUGCCUAGCUGUAACAGAGCGAUUUGUCUUUUGUGGUUGUGUAGACGGAAUUGUUCGAAUAUUUAACGCACAAAACCUUCAGUACAUUACAGAUUUACCCAAGCCACAUUACUUGGGGAUAGAUGUCUCGCUUGGGAUUGAUCCAAGCACAUUGUUUGCAAAACAGACAGAUUCAAGUUACCCUGAUACUUCAGCAUUGGUGUAUGAUGAAAGAAACCAGUGGCUUUGCUGUGUAUAUAAUGACCACAGUCUUUACGUCUGGGAUGUCAGCGAUACAAGGAAAGUGGGAAAGGUCUAUUCUGGACUUUAUCACAGUUCAUUUGUAUGGAACAUAGAGGUUUUUCCAGAGGGUCUGCAGAAGCCAUAUCUUCCAUCUGGAUCCUUUUUUUCAUGCUCAUCUGACAACACUAUACGUCUCUGGAACACUGAAAGAAAUGCAAACCUGUAUCUAGGAAAGAAUAUCUACAGCAAUGACUUGCAUAAGGUAAUUUAUGUUGACAAUAACAUAGAGUAUCUAAAGGACACUUCUGGCAUUACAGAAAAAUCUGAUUCUAGAGAUACAAAAAGUGGGAUACGUGUACUCAAAAUUCGUCCCGAUGGGCAACAUUUGGCCUCAGGUGACAGGACAGGGAACAUCCGAAUAUAUGACUUGGGAAUAUUUGAUGAAUUGUUGACAAUAGAAGCACAUGAUGGGGAGGUAUUAUGCCUUGAGUAUUCAAAGCCUGCAACUGGUGUCACAUUGCUUGCUUCAGCAAGUCGGGACAGACUUAUUCAUGUUCUAAAUGCGGAGAAGGAUUAUAUUCUGGAGCAAACACUUGAUGAUCACUCAUCUUCCAUAACAUCUGUCAAGUUUGCUGGGGAUGGAGAAGAAAUUAUUAUGAUAAGCUGUGGAGCAGAUAAAAGUAUAUAUUUCCGUCCAGCCCAAAUGCUUUCAGAUGGGAUUCAUUUUAGUAGAUUGCAUCACACAGUAGAGAAAACAACUAUGUAUGACAUGGAUGUGGAUGUGAGCCAGAAAACUGUAGCUGUUGCUUGUCAAGAUAAAAAUGUCAGACUCUACAGUGUGGCAAGUGGUAAACAAGAGAAGAUUGUUAAAAGCUCUCCAGGUGGAGGGUCAUUGCUAAAGGUACAAAUUGAUCCCUCUGGAACUUUUUUCACAACUAGUUGCUCCAGUAAGAACAUAUCCUUCUUUGAUUUGUUAUCCGGUGAAUGUGUAGCAGAGGUAUAUGGGCAUUCAGAUUUAGUGACUGACAUGAAGUUUACAAAUGACUGCAAGAGAUUAAUCACGGUGUCUGGAGACAGUUGUGUGUUUAUCUGGAAACUGGAUCCUGCCAUGACUACCUGCAUGAAACAGCGUCUUCGUGAAAUGGGCAUCUUUGGGGACCAAAAGACUACCUCUUAUGACGAAUGUCUGAACUCCCGGAGAGAAACCUACACAGCAGAUUACCUUGAAGAAAGUGCUCAAGAUGAAAUAUUCAUGGACAACAGUUGCGAAACUGAGGAUUCCUCCACGCAAACACCAUCAAAGGAGACUGAUGAAACUGAUGCAAGCUUCCUAAAGACCAAUGGGAAAAUGCCCUUGUGGGUGCGAAAGCUGGAUAAAGACGAAGAUGCUCUGCUUAAUCAAAAUAAAAUGAACUCCUAUCAACCUCGUGGGCGUUGGGCUCAAAGUGAUAGCAACAUUAUUAUCAUGCAAUCUUUAGACACAGAAGAUAAAAGUUUUUGUUGUACCCCAGACCAAGGGGAAAGUAGCCAUUCUUUUCUCCGUGACAAUACUGAUUUUGUGUUUGCUGAGCCACAGAACUUCCAGCACCUGUUGGAGUCAGAAGAAGGAAAUGUUCACUCACUGGCCAAUGGGACAUUUAUGCAGGAUUUGUCUGAUGAAGAUUCUGAUGUUAAAACACAAUCUAUAGACUCAAACGGUGGCAUUUUUUACCCUUCGUCUCUGCAGCUGUCUAUGCAAGAGGAAAGUGACUUUGCUAUAGAAGAGCAUCAGAUAUUUUCUGACACAUUUGAUAUGAGCGAUGCCAAAACAAUACAAGACUUCUUGCCUGGUUGCCACCACGAUAAAGAUGAAGACUCGUUAACAUCAGAGACCUGUUCUGAGGCAGAUGUGGAUGAAAACGAUUUGCCAGGCACCUCUCAACCUCAGACACCAGAAGAGGAAAAGUUCCUUCUGAAACAUUAUGACACAUUGACAGAUGAUUUCUCUGAAGAACGAUUUGACAACUCGUUGAAAGACCUGCAACCUCCAGAUGACGAUGACCAUGAUUUUUAUCUAAAUCCACGUCUCAGUUUUUCUGCCCAAUUUCUCACUCGCUUCCAGAAGACCAGCAGACCUGAAAACUCAGACCUGCUCCCCGAACAGCAAGAGAAAAAUGAUUCACAAACACUGGAGAAUGAUGAACAAAUAAUUAAUUUAAAGACAUCUUCUGAGAAACCAACAGAAGACAAGUUACUGGAUAGAUCAGAAAAAAAUAAAAAUGUGAAAUCAACAGAUUUCUCAAACUCAUGUAAUUUGCAGAAGUUGCAGAAUGACAAAGCAGCAUCACGCUCAUCAUUUCCUGGGUGUGUAUCAAGUAAAAAUGGAGCAUUCAACAAAUCCAAAAAAGGGCGGUCUUACAUGGAUGCCACUACUAGCUCAAAGGCAAAGAUAUUCCGCAGUGUGUCAAUGGGAGACAAUCUUAACACUACCCAUACUGAAGGCCAGAAAAAGUUCUCUAAUCUAUCUAGGCCUGCGUCAAGUAAUGAUUUGCUGUCUUUGGACCAAAUUAAUUGCUAUAAUGCAGAAGAUAAUUUGUGUGAGCCGGCUCUCAUUCCUAUAACAAAUAAACCCGUGGAUGUGGAUGCUUCACCUGAUAAGCUCUUAAUGCCUCCUCCUCCACCUUCCUGUGUGGUUAUUCCUCGUCUUAAAAGAAAAGCACAGUCUGCCAGUAACUUGGCUAAACCAUUGGGAAAAGAGGAUCAAAAUGACGGAGCAAGAAAGAACAAAAGUACAGAAUCCAGAAGAAGUGGGGUGGAGAAUAGUACGAAGACAAAAAACGCUUUCAGGAGAUCUUCAUUAACAACGAGCAAAACCGCAAACAUGGCGGACUCUUCAAGGAGAGCAUCUGUAGCAGAACUUCCAACUCACAAAAAUGAAUUUCAGGAAGUGGAAGACUGCAAAAAUGAAAGCCACGUAGUAGCAGUUGUUGCAAGCAAUGAGAUGUCUACAUUAUCACCCAUGCCUUUUGCCAGCAACCAUGAAAAUUAUGGUGCAAAAGUUCUUCUGGGUAAAUGUGAAGCUGUCAUUGAAAACCUUUGCAGUGCAUUUCACAAGACUCUGGAACUUUAUAGUGAGAUUGAUAUUUCUGAUGGCUCUCACGAGGAGAAACAACAGAUGAAAUCUCUGUUUUAUGCAUCCUUCAACCACAUUCGAAGUGAGAUGGAUUUACUGGAAACUGAUCAGAACACAAACACAGCAAAUAACACAGAGGCAAGAACAAAUGAACACCAAGUCCGUAAUCCUACCCUUGACUUGCUGGAACAUUAUUCGGAGAUGAUGUUGAAACUGAUGAAGGAGAAGAUUGUCAGCAAUUAAACUGUACAGUUUCAUAAUAAAGACGUUAUUUAUGAAUUGGAUUUGGACUGUUUAUCCUUAGGUCUGAGCUUCUCCAGUUUGACAGACCUAAUCUAAGUCAUGUACAGAAGACAUGCUAAAGUAUUAUGUGAAACUACGUUCAUGCACCAUGUUAGAGAUUUUAAAGGGAAUCUAAAUCAUUUAAAAAAAGUGUGUACUUUUGCAAUUUACAUUAAUUUUACUGGUUUCUUAGAUAUUGGCAGUUUUAGACUAUUAAUAACAGCCAGUGUCCCUGUGAUGCUGGUUUUGAAAUAAAGCUGUUGAGCCAAAAGCUAUUCCUUCUGAUGUGGUACAUAGCUCAGUAUAACACUGGUACCUGGACCCAAUAUUUAUGUAAUGUUUACUGAACUUUAGAUCUCCGCUUAGCAAUGCACUUUAAACAUCAUGCCACUCACAGGACUGUUCAUGGAAACAAAAUAUAUAUAUAUUUAUACUGUAGAUGCAUCCUUUUAAAUAUAGUGUUGUUGGAGCAGAAAAAAAAUGUUGCUGGAAAAUACAAAACUACUAGUUCUCCUAUCUCCAUAUGAUCCUGACACUUCAUUUCUCAUAACAUCUUGUAAAUGAGACUCAUUAACACCAUGUUUUGGUUCACUGUUUAAAAAAAAAAAACUUUGGGAGAUUAUAUUAAAACCAUGGGGUAAAUUUAUCAAAGAGUGAAGUUCCGCCACUAGAGUGAAAUUCCGCAGCUCUCCAUUCAUUUCUAUGGGAUUUUGAAAGGCGUAUUUAUCAAUGGGUGAAAGUGAAAUUUCACUCUUUGAUAAAUAGGCCUUUAAAAACCCCUCAGAAAUCAAUGGGAAGUGGCGGAAUUUCACUAUUAACUUCACUCUUUGAUAAAUAUACCCCCAUGUGCCUACAUUUUGUAUUUCAAAAGUCUGAUUAGAUGAUGGCUAACAAGUUGUCCCUGUGUUUAUAGAGUAAUGCUAAAUAUUCGUCUUAAUGGAUGUGUUGGCACAGUUCAUUCGGAUUUUAGCAAUUUUUAGCUCUUAAACAUGACUCUUGCUAUGGCUUAGUCUUCCUGUACAGCUGCAAACACAAUUAUCCAAGUGAUUUCUACAAUUUUAAAUUGUGUUAUUUUCCAGCACUAUUACAUAUGUACAGUAACUAGUAUGUAAAAUGUUCCCUCUGCAAUUCCUUUCUCUAGUUUUAUGCAGUGUAGUUUAUAGAACUCCACUAAAGUUCAGUAAUUUUUUUUAGACAAAAAAUUGACAACUUUUUUUUAUUGGAGAAGUGUUGAUCCAAAACAGAACAAAACGCUUGCAACUGAAUUUAUUUAUUGUACUUAGUUAUAAAUCAUUGAUUUGUGGUUGUAUAUGAAUGCUAACAUAUAUCAAGUAUAAAAACUAAAUUAUCCUUCCAAAGUAAGAUUUAUAUGUUUGUAAAUAUUAUUUUUGUUUUUUUGUCCACUCAUUCUUGCAUCAGUUUUUGUGAUCCCAACACCUUUCACUCUAUAAUAAAGAGAAAUAAUAUACA
Molecule: messenger RNA, 6027 nt
Organism: Xenopus laevis (African clawed frog)
Lineage: Eukaryota; Metazoa; Chordata; Amphibia; Anura; Pipidae
Gene: wdr62.L
Product: WD repeat-containing protein 62
Exons: 31
Coding region: 133-4518 (1461 amino acids)
Source: RefSeq, a predicted model, not a curated record